Molecule: messenger RNA, 1172 nt
Organism: Notothenia coriiceps (black rockcod)
Lineage: Eukaryota; Metazoa; Chordata; Actinopteri; Perciformes; Nototheniidae
Product: cell death regulator Aven-like
Exons: 3
Coding region: 53-418 (121 amino acids)
Biological process (GO): negative regulation of G2/M transition of mitotic cell cycle
Source: RefSeq, a predicted model, not a curated record
UCAACUUUGAAGUGUUACACGCUAAAGUGUCCGGCCACGGUUGAUAACAGUAAUGGAGUUCAGACGAGGCAGAGGAGGCAGCUGGAAAAGAGGCGGACGCGGGGGAACCGACGGAGAGAGUUCAGGCGGUGAGCACCGGGGCAGAGGGAGAGGAGGGCAGACCCGAAGCCGGGGGAAAAGAGACCAUUACCGGGGCCGAGGACGCGGGGGAAGCGGCCCGGCGGCGGAGCUCCAUCCCCGGGACCACGAUGCAGGGGAAUACUUUCAGGAGGAAGACAACAGUAUGGAAGUUUUCUCCAGGAGGAAACUGGAGACAAACUGGGAUCGCUACGAGGCGUCGGAGCGCAAGGAGCCUGAUGACGAAACGCCCGCUCAGAGGGGAAUAGACUACCACCUCCUGAUGGAGUCAGCAGCGUAAAUGCCAAAGGGGCUCCUGUGAGUUGUUUGACUCGUAUCUCUCGUCUCUGUGUUUUGCCCACAUUAUCAGAUUAGUCAUGCCGUACAGCAAGAGGCUGCCGCUCUCUAGAGGAUACUUAAUUGUACGUGGGAGGCGAUGCUUUCAAUAGUCGUUUUCCUGGAUAAUUAAAGUAGCCCUGAAAUCAGGAAUCUGCCACAGAAACCUGCCUCUUGAGUUACGGAAGAAUACUUCUUAAUGUGGAGCUCUACCAUCACUCAUUGUCUCCAAGGUGUUGAAGUGUUGCAGCUUUCUGGUAGUGUUGUUGGAAAGUAUGUGCAGAUUUGAUGUAUUCUAAGACAUAAAUGGCUUUGAGUUUGAGCAGUGUUUGUUAACCUUUGUAACGUAUCUUGAAGUUCUUAAAUAACUCAAAAUCCCAGAGCAGAAGUGACGGAGGCAUAGAUGUUAGUGAGAUUAUGAGCGGAAUUUGAAAUAUUUUGAUCAAUGUUUUAAUGCUACUUAGCAGCCUGUCACACUGUCUGAUGAUGUUUCCGUCCACUGCUCACUGUCAGAGCUGAGCACAUAUGAGCAACCUAAAACUAAACUCUAAAUAUAUAUCUGUGUGGGAGGGGUUGUUUUGUUCUACCUGGCUUUAAAAGGCAGAGAGCAUUGAAGUUUAGAUAAAGAGACCAUGUUUUUUUUGGAGGAUCUUAAGAGCUCAAACAAGUAACUUUCUACUUUAAAAUGACUGCAAUAUUGAUAAUUGCUUACAAUUGAG